CUUGUUCCCACGAGCCAAGGGUCAAGCCUGGGUAGUAGAGGAGGAUCAAUAUUCCCAGGAACGACGUCGACUAGGGCCUAGGAAGAGUUUUCCCGCAAUGAUCUUCGUUUUCAUCAUCGACACGAGCGCGUCCAUGAAUGGUCUGUUUUCCAACAACUUGACGUACUUGGAAUGUGCGAAAUCUGGCGUAGAGCACUUCUUUAAGUGGGAGCAUAUGUCAUCGAAUAGAGCAAACAACAAGUACAUGCUGGUUACGUAUGCAGACCAAGCCUAUAAGACGCUUCUCGAUACGGACAACGAUCAAACUCUGCUGCAGGAAGUCAAGAUGCUGCAAGCAACAGAUCUGUCCACCGCCGGGACGACCUUUGCGAAAGUAUUCGAGUACCUCGAUGCAUAUAGGCGUAGGAACAAUUUUGAUAACAUUGGAAAAGGGAGAUAUCCGGCUGAUGCUGAAACGACAAACAUUUUCUGGUUCACGGAUGGAGGACAUUACUCUGAAAAACUGCGCGACAAAUGGGUCCUAUCAGACGAACUGCACAUCCCACGGCUCCAGACGCCGGGUCAGGAGUUCUACUUUGAACCGUUUCGAUGGGACCAACGGCUCUUCACAUUAUGGAUGACUCCGACCGUCGAUCCAUUAAACAAACUUCCACAAAUGAGCACUGUGAUGCGGGGGGAGUGGUGGCAGAUUCCGAACGUGCGAUAUCUAAUGCAUUGCAUCGACAACUGCAUGCAUUCUAAGCACCCGAACGUACAUCCCCUCGCCCCGGUGUGUACCGCGGAGGGGGUUCUGGUCAACAUGGUGGAAAGCCCCGUUACAGCAGGAAACAAACCAACAACUGUGGAGGCUCUCAUGAUUCACUCAACAAAAUCAUCAACUCGUCACUUCCCUAUACCGGAAGCCUACUGGCCGGAUGCAAUUGCACCAGACCCGAAUACGAACACAUUAUCGAUACCUCAACGUACGGCACAUCCAACAAUAUUCUACACGAGAAAGGAUGACAUAUAUCCCAUUCCUGAAGGAUUCCCAGUCGACCGUUAUAGCAUUGAUCAACGGAGUGAGAUUGUACAAGCCUUGAUGAAGCAGAAAGAAAAAAUCAGCUGGACUCUCUAUGUGCAAGGGAGUGGCCAAACCAGCGGUUUCGGGGAGCCUUUUGGAACGUUGAAGUACAGCGAGAGUAGUAAGACUGUCAGCAUGUAUCUGAUGCCAUACAACUUUCCAUGGCUCUUCUCCGCCAUUUUGGAUCUGCGGAGAAAAGGGUCGACCAAAUUGGCCAAUGCGGCAAACACAGCCCGCGACAUUGCGGAUUAUAUUCGUUCGGUACCAUUAUACUAUCGCGAGCCGCUACGGAAAGCGUUUACGCAAAUAGACUUGAUGCAUUUGUGGCCGCCAGACGUUUUGGUCCAGCCCAACACGCACAUUGCUGAUUACUAUUCGGAAACGGUAGCUAAAGCAACCCUGAUGGCUCAGGAGACUCAGAAAUCUCUCCAGCACCUGCGAAGUCUGGCUAUCACUGCACAACCGACACUGACGUCAAAGGGCAAAACUAUUGAAUCUUUACCGACGAACCCGUUCGAUGUGCCACGGGAUCAAUUGCUCUCCGCUUUGUCAGAUCUUCGAGGCGCCUUCAAAGCCAGCCUUGGACCUGGAGGAUCAACGACGUUUGGGCCCGGACACCGCUCCCAGGAGGAGGAGGACCGGUUACAUUCACUGCCGAUAUCGCAAAUGGGGAAUUACGCUCCUCGAAUGCAUAAACAGCAGCGGCAGCGAGAUCCCCUCGAAGACGAAGAAGUUGCCAAACGACGGGACAAGAAUGUUUUUGGCAACCCGUACCGACAGGACAAGAAGGUGUCCAUUGACGAAGAAGACGAAGCGUCCCAGAUGGAAGUGGAUGUCGAAGCUCCUGAUGACGAGGAUGCUGCGUCCCUUACCUCCCGUGGAAGUGGCGAAUCUGGAAACACGGGGGCUACCUCAACAAGAAAACGACGGCGGUUACGUGCAUUACUGGCAGGCUCCGCUUCUUCCACCACGUCCACGAGGUCUUUCAAAUUCAAUCGCGUCCCUCGGUUAUCGCCCUCACCUGCACCCAUUCUCGUCGUUCCGCCUGCUCCGGAAUGGGCGAAGAUCAGGGAAGGCAGUAUCCGCGAAGACAUGGAGAACAGACGACGGCUUGCGGAACAAGAAUAUCAAACGCGCCAGAAAGACGGUGCUAUGACGCUCGCCACGAAACUCAAUGCGGUGCAGGAACGCAGUAGCCCCGUUACAACAGCGCCUAAAGCCGCUCCCAGAAGAGACUUUCGGCGAAAUAGCACAGUAGAGCGCAUCGGCGAGUGGAUGACCGGGGUUACGAACGAUCUGACGCAUGGAUCGGAUUCCGACAUAUCUUCUGAUUUGGCAAACGGUAUGCAUCCGAGGGACAUAUCUCCACCGCCGAGUCAUCCGCGACUGGAUUUCAACAAGGAAAACAAUGUGCUUGGAUCGCCACACGAUGGGCAGAUAUCCGAAGACUCCCAUAUUAUGUCCGGAAUGGAACCUAUAUCACCGACUGACUCAACGAACGGGUCACCGGUGGACAGCAUGCAACUAAGACAUGAAGACCAAGUAACGCAGCCCUGGGGUCGAUGGGACUCCAAGGGGGAUGUCAGGCGUAUGGUGCAUAAAGCGUUCGCGGCGGUGCCCAAAGAUUACAAUCGGAUCAAACUCCUCCAAACACUGUCUCGAGUGGCGAGCAGCCCACAUCUGAAUCUCGUGGAUCGCAAAUUCGUGCUGAAUCAUGCGUUGUCUGCUGCCCGCGGGUUUCGCCGGUUUGAUGUCUUGGCGGAUAUUGAAGCUUUAGUACGCGAGGCAGGCGCUGCGAAUGGGGUUCACUCGGAUGCGCCAUAGGACGGCGGAAUAUGGACAGAGGAUAUAGCCUGAGAUCAGACGCAAGAGUUCGGUG
This is a messenger RNA of Fimicolochytrium jonesii, 2939 nucleotides long. RefSeq lists its product as uncharacterized. Gene Ontology annotation, cellular component: integrator complex. Gene Ontology annotation, biological process: snRNA 3'-end processing. The record is from RefSeq and is a predicted model, not a curated record. Bases 98 to 2884 code for a protein of 928 amino acids. NCBI's taxonomy places the organism in Eukaryota, Fungi, Chytridiomycota, Chytridiomycetes, Spizellomycetales, Powellomycetaceae. The transcript has 5 exons.